AUGAGUAAGAACCACUGGACCAGAGGAAAACAUGGAUGGCAGACGACAGAUGAAGGGAAGGUUGUUCUGCCAGCCACAGUGGCCGACACUUUGCUAAAUGAGCUCCAUGAAUCCACCCACCUAGGAGAAAAGAGGAUGACGGCCCUGCUACGGCCCCACUUUGUCAGCAGAGAAUUAGCCCAGAAGGCCCGGGACAAAGUGAGACGGUGCCCCACCUGCCUCAAGGUAAAUGCGAAUCGGGUAACUGGACCCCCAGGGGUCCGAUACAGGGGACUGACUCGCGGAGAACACUGGGAACUGGACUUCACCGAAAUGAAACUAGGCAUGUAUGGUUACAAAUAUCCGUUAGUUUUCAAAGACACAUUCUCAGGGUGGGUGGAAGCAUACCCUACUAAAAAGGAAACAGCUGAGGUAACAGUAAAGAAGCUCCUGACUGAGAUAGUUCCCCGAUUUGGCUUGCCCUUAGCCCUGGGGUCCGACAGGCCAGCUUUCACAGCUAAAGUGUCUAAACUGAUUAGCCUAAGCAUUGGAAUUAGAUGGAAUUUACAUUGUGCUUACAGACCUCAAAGUUCAGGACAGGUAGAAAGAGCUAACAGAACACUAAAAGAGAUUUUAACUAAAUUGAGCCUAGAGACUGAAUUAAGUUAGGUCGAGCUUCUCCCUUUUGCUCUGUUGCGUAUUCGAUGUACUCCCAAGCCUCCUCUGAAUCUGUCACCCUUCCAAAUUAUCUAUGGGCGUACUCCCCCCUUGGUUCCCCAUAUAGACUUGGAAUUAAAGGAGAAGUUCUCUCAUUUGAGGUUGCUUAAGUGUCUGAGAGCUUUACAUGAAAUACAGUCUCAACUACAAAACCAGGUUAGAGGAUCUCUGACCCUUCCUCAUGAGAAAUCUCUACAGCCACUGCCCUAUAAGCCGGGAGAACUGGUUUAUAUUCACAGGUUUGACUCCAAGACCUUGGAACCACGGUGGAAGGGGCCUUUUCCAGUUGUUCUGUCUACUCCUCUAGCUGUGAAGGUUGCGGGACACCCGACAUGGAUCCAUCGCAACCACCUCAAAGCCGGACCGGACAACAGUCCAGAGGCACACAGAAAACGCAGUGUCAUCAGCAAACCCAGAGAAUUGAAAGUAAAACUCCAUUCAACUGGACCUUCAUUAUGAUCUGGGUGAUUUCCCUUGGGACAAUAAUAGCGUUGUCCAAAGAGAACUUAGGUCAUACUAAAAAUGUUUGGGUGCAAUUAGCCAAAUCCUUAAAUUUGUCUGAAAUAUGUUUAAAUGCUGAUGUGAAUUUUCAUUAUGUGCUUGGAAGUUGUUUGGUUCCAGUAUGCACCCCACUUUGAAAGUAUUAGACCAUAUACUAUGUUUAAAAAUUUCCCACAAGUAAAUCUCAGUUAUUUGGAUAGCUACAAUUGGGGACAGGUGACAUGUUACAAAGCAAAGAAUGCUAUUAAGCUAUAUACCCCUCGAGUAGCUAUGUCCAAUAAGACUCUCUGUGCCAAAUAUAAAGGUUGUACUUCCCAGUGUUUAAAUCUUAAACAAACA
Fukomys damarensis (Damara mole-rat) is the source of this 1536-nucleotide messenger RNA. Its product is annotated as protein NYNRIN-like. NCBI's taxonomy places the organism in Eukaryota, Metazoa, Chordata, Mammalia, Rodentia, Bathyergidae. Gene Ontology annotation, molecular function: nucleic acid binding. The record is from RefSeq and is a predicted model, not a curated record. Gene Ontology annotation, biological process: DNA integration.